GGCGCGAGGAACCGUUAAGAUAGACAACGAAUACAACCAAUGAGGUACUCUGACUAGGUCGUUGGGAGUCCAAUAACAGCGGCUGGGCGGGCGCCUUUCCGGAGCGCCGGGAGAUGUAAAGACGGGCAAAUAGUUUUCCCAAUCAGACUGUAGCAGAGACGAGCUAAUUGACCAAUGAAGACCGCGGGGAGGGAGCCUUUGCCGCGGCGGAGUCCAAGAUGGCGGCGUGCGGUUCCGCUGUGUGAAACGAGCGCGGGUCGGCGGGUUGGCAAGCUCCGCGGAGACGACCUCCGGCGGCCCGCAACGAUGAAGGGAAAAGAGCGCUCGCCGGUCAAGGCCAAACGCUCCCGCGGUGGUGAGGACUCGACUUCGCGCGGGGAGCGGAGCAAAAAGUUAGGUGGCUCUGGGGGCAGCAAUGGGAGCAGCAGCGGAAAGGUGGAGAGCGGCGGUGGGUCGCGGCGGAGCCUGCAUCUGGACAAGUCCAGCAGUCGAGGUGGCAGCCGCGAGUACGACACUGGCGGGGGCAGCUCCAGCAGCCGCCUGCACAGUUACAGCUCCCCAAGCACCAAAAAUUCCUCGGGCGGGGGCGAGUCGCGCGGCAGCUCUCGGGGUGGAGGCGGAGAGUCACGCUCCUCGGGGGCCGCCUCGUCAGCUCCGGGCGGCGGGGACAGCGGGGAGUACAAGACCCUGAAGAUAAGCGAGUUGGGGUCCCAGCUGAGCGACGAAGCGGUGGAGGACGGACUGUUUCACGAGUUCAAACGCUUCGGGGACGUGAGUGUCAAAAUCAGUCAUCUCUCGGGCUCUGGCAGCGGGGAUGAGCGGGUAGCCUUUGUGAACUUCCGGCGGGCAGAGGACGCGCGGGCGGCCAAGCAUGCCAGAGGCCGCCUGGUGCUCUACGACCGGCCUCUGAAGAUCGAGGCUGUGUAUGUGAGCCGGCGCCGCAGCCGCUCCCCUUUAGACAAAGAUUCCUACCCUCCAUCGGCCAGCGUGGUGGGGUCCUCAGUAGGGGGCCACCGGCAUCCGGCUGGAGGAGGUGGAGGCCAGAGAUCGCUUUCUCCUGGAGGCGCCGCCUUGGGAUACAGAGACUACCGCUUGCAGCAAUUGGCUCUUGGCCGUCUGCCCCCUCCGCCCCCUCCUCCACUGCCCCGAGAGCUGGAGCGAGACCGAGAUUAUUCAUUCUAUGAUAGAGUGCGCCCAGCGUACAGUCUUGAACCAAGGGUGGGAGCUGGAGCCGGCGCUGCUCCUUUCAGAGAAGUGGACGAGAUUUCCCCAGAGGAUGAUCAGCGAGCUAAUCGGACGCUUUUCUUGGGCAACCUAGACAUCACUGUGACAGAGAGUGAUCUGAGAAGGGCUUUUGAUCGCUUUGGCGUCAUCACCGAAAUAGACAUUAAACGCCCUUCACGUGGUCAAACCAGUACCUAUGGCUUUCUCAAAUUUGAGAAUCUGGACAUGUCUAACCGAGCCAAACUAGCAAUGUCCGGCAAAAUUAUAAUUCGGAAUCCUAUCAAAAUUGGUUAUGGUAAAGCUACACCCACUACUCGCCUCUGGGUAGGUGGCCUGGGACCUUGGGUGCCUCUUGCCGCCCUGGCACGAGAAUUUGACCGGUUUGGCACCAUUCGCACUAUAGAUUACCGCAAAGGUGACAGUUGGGCGUAUAUCCAGUAUGAAAGCCUAGAUGCAGCUCAUGCUGCGUGGACCCAUAUGCGAGGCUUCCCACUUGGUGGCCCAGAUCGUCGCCUUAGAGUAGAUUUUGCAGACACUGAACAUCGUUACCAACAACAAUAUCUGCAACCUCUGCCUCUGACUCAUUAUGAACUGGUGACAGAUGCUUUUGCACACCGGGCACCUGACCCUUUGAGGGAUGCUCGGGAUAGGACACCACCUUUACUAUACAGAGAUCGGGAUAGGGACCUUUAUCCUGACUCUGAUUGGGUGGCACCCCCACCCCCAGUCAGAGAGCGUAGUACUCGGACUGCAGCUACUGCUGUGCCUGCUUAUGAGACACUGGAUAGCUUGGAUCGAAGGCGGGAUGGCUGGUCCUUGGAUCGAGACAGAGGUGAUAGAGAUCUUCCCAGCAGCAGAGACCAGCCUAGGAAGCGAAGGCUGCCUGAUGAGAGUGGGGGAAGACAUCUGGAUAGGUCCCCCGAGAGUGACCGCCCUCGGAAACGUCACUGUGCACCUUCUCCUGACCGCAGUCCAGAGUUGAGCAGUAGCCGGGAUCGCUAUAACAGCGACAAUGAUCGUUCUUCUCGUCUUCUCUUGGAUUCAAGGCCUUCUCCAAUCAUAGACAGACGAGGUAGUUUGGAGAAGAACCAAGGUGACAAGCGAGACCGUAAAAACUCUGCAUCAACUGAACGAGAUAGAAAGCACCGGACAGCUGCUCCCACUGAGGGAAAGAGUCCUCUGAAAAAAGAAGACCGGUCGGAAGGGAGUACACCUAGCACCAGCACUACUUCACUGAAGCUGAAACCUCCUUCUCAGAAACAAGACGGUGGGACAGCCCCUGCAGCUGCAGCCUCUCCCAAACUCUGUUUGGCCUGGCAAGGCAUGCUUCUACUGAAGAACAGCAACUUUCCUUCCAACAUGCAUCUGUUGCAGGGUGACCUCCAAGUGGCUAGUAGUCUUCUUGUGGAGGGCACAACGGGAGGCAAAGUGGCCCAGCUCAAGAUCACUCAGCGUCUCCGUCUGGACCAGCCCAAGUUGGAUGAAGUAACUCGGCGCAUUAAAGUUGCAGGGCCCAAUGGUUAUGCCAUUCUUCUGGCUGUGCCUGGAAGUUCUGACAGCCGGUCCUCCUCUUCAUCCACAUCAGACACUGCCACUUCUACUCAGAGGCCACUUAGGAACCUUGUGUCCUAUUUAAAGCAAAAGCAGGCCGCCGGUGUCAUCAGCCUCCCCGUGGGGGGCAAUAAAGACAAGGAGAACUCUGGGGUUCUUCAUGCGUUCCCACCCUGUGAGUUCUCCCAGCAGUUCCUGGAUUCCCCCGCCAAGGCACUGGCCAAAUCCGAAGAAGAUUACCUGGUCAUGAUCAUUGUUCGUGCAAAACUGGUGAACAGCGGAUGAAGAUAUGGAAUUCAAAGCUCUAAUGGACCUUUUUGAAGAGAAGUUGUGGCUUAUGUGGAGUUUACAUGGGCCUCUUGAUGGAAGACAGCUAAUCUGUUUAGUAUUUGUGCAUUUUACUAAAAUGGCAGCUUAAAGUUGUGUAUCUGCUAUUGUGAUGCCAAUGCCGGUGUUUUAAGUGGAAAAAAAAUGACCUCUUUGCUUUGUGCUGUGUACACAAGAUUUCUGGAAAAGUAAAGAAAAACCCUUUUUAUGGCUCACACAGCUUAAAAGUAGCUGUCACUCAAACAUGCGCUCACAGUUGAGCUGCUUUUGUUUUAUUCUAAAUAAAUUGUUUCUUUUGAGGAAAAUGUUUUUCUGCCUGGAAGUGAAUUCACGGCAAACCUUUGACCCCUUUGUUUGCAGCUGAGGGGGUACUUGCUGCUGCUCAGAUCUUGUGUGUCUUGAGCAAGAAGCAGGGCGACCAUCAAUUUCACUUUGACUAUCACGGUGUGUCAAUUCUGGAGGAUCACUAGUGUUACUGGGACCCCCUUUGUUUGCGGUGAAGGGGAUUGUUUGCUUCUCGGUCCUCAACUCGAUGAGGAAACGGUGCUGUUUGCUGGCAUGCAAGAAGCCGGGGCAAGCACCCUAAGCCUCACCACAGUGCACAAGUCGGGGGCUUUGCUGGUUUGAAGAGCCGGAGUUGCCGAAAUUUAAGUUUUGAUUUAUUUUGUUCACCCAUCACGUUUGGCCUUAGUUUCAUUUUUAAUUUGAAGAAAAGUGUGAAAUUGCUUUAUCUUGCACUUAACAUUUGAACCAAAUUGCCAAAAAGAAAGAGAAAUGCUCCGUUUGCUUUUUAAAUGUUAAUGAUGGUGUUAAUAAAGCCUUUCCUGACACACUGAGGAGCUCCUCCGUCUCCAGGGGCUUCUCACCACUUAUGCAGUGAUGGGUUUAGUUCUGAAUGGAUGAAGAGUUCCUGAGAGCUAGCGUUUGUAAUUAGAACCGUUACUUGGUAUCUGUGCCUUAUUUGACCUGUGGUUCCACAUGCCUUGGAUGCGCAUGCACCGUGACGGUUUCCUAGGUACGAACGCACACUCAGGCCCGGUCACUUCGGUUGGUAGUACAGAUUGUGAGGAAAAAAUGGAGGCGUCCUUAAGGAGGAAAAAGUAUUUGCCUUUAGUUCCUGCAUUAUCCUGUACUCGGGCUCCUGAGCUUUGGAAGCCUGUUCCCAGUACAGGAGAACAACUCCCCUGCUGGCAGCAGGAGACUUCGGUGCUCAGUGACAACGCUGGAGUUCAAGAGGAAACCAGCAAUGCUGCUGCACCAUUGGCUUCAGACACCAUUGUUGUUGUUUGCCAGUUUUAAACGUAGUUGCAGACGAAGACCACCUUGAAAUGCAGGCUUGUUGGGCUUGUUUUGAAUUGUACCUCGGAUGGAAGAGCCCUAGUGCUGUCUAUCUCCAUGCAGGAUGAUGAUGGCUAGGCAACAGGUGAUUAUCAACAAAGGAUGCCACGGUUAAACUCUGCAAGGUGGUGUUCCAGUGGCAAACAGCUGUGUAAACUCUUGUAAACAGGAACUACUGACAAUCAAAAAACCUAUAGCCGACUUUGGGAUCUGGCUUUAUUAUUCUGCACCUAAAAGAUGAGUUCUAAUUGGCAGACUUCUGGCAUUGGCACUUGCCCUCCUGUUUCUAUAGAAACUGGGUUGGAAGUCAGAGCUGCACAAAGGGAAAGGUGGCUCCAGAUACCCUCUCCACAAAGACUGUGACAUUCGGCCCAGUGAAUGUUCUUCUACCCUUGGUCCAGACCAGAGGGACCGCCGUCCUUUGAAAAUAAGCGGUGUUGGGUUGCUGUGCAGCACGUCAGAACUCGUACCAUACAAGUGACUUCUGUUAGACCUCUCAUCUGGGUUCCUCCUCUGUGCCCCCCAAGGUCAGAUGAAUAAAUGGACAGGAUAUAAAGACAGUUUCUGAUACAGUAUUGAGCAUGAUGCUUUUUUUUUUUUUUCAUUGCGAUUUUAAUGUAAAAUAGUAUUUGCUUUUGAGGAGAUUGUUACUGAUGCUUGUUUCUGCCAAAUGUUUUAACAGUGUUACGACUUUCUACUCAGGUUGCCAUCAGAGAGCAUGGCAAAGAAGAUGGAAUAGGUCAUAAGUAGUGGAAGUGUGGUGGCUAACGAAACCAGCAGGUUAGUGGUGCUGCAGAAGAUGAGGUAAGACUUGUAAUGAUACUUCUUCUCUCAGGUGUGAUGGUCCCAUCCAGAGAUAAUCUGACCAGCUCUCCAAGUGAUACUCAGAGCAAUAUUGGGAACAGAUCUUGUGAAUUCCUCAUUUUAUGUCCCAAGUCCCUUAGGAGAAUGUGAACGCAUGAAGUGUCUUUUCAUAAGUAUUACAGUCAUAUACUGAAGCCAAGGAUGUGUGUGCUUGUGUGUAGUGGGGGUGUUGGUUUCCAAACAGGCUAGUCCAUCAGUAACGUCUCGUUUACUUACCUAGUUUGCACUCUCUGAAGUUGAAUAGAAGACCCAUCAAGUUAGUGAUUGUAUUUGAGAAGCUUAUACCACCAACUGGGAUUCCCUGGAAACUAGAGUAAUCCCUGUCCUCUAAAGGCCCUAUAGGAGGUGCGCUUUCUCAAAGACUGGCCGACCCAUCAGGCCUGUUUCCUGGGAAGUCAUGUCCAUGAAAAUUAGAACAUAAAUAAUAAAGUUCUGUUGGAAAACAGCAA
Messenger RNA from Echinops telfairi (small Madagascar hedgehog), 5753 nucleotides. It is a transcript of the gene RBM15, whose product is annotated as RNA binding motif protein 15. Gene Ontology annotation, molecular function: mRNA binding. The transcript is spliced from 5 exons. Bases 175 to 3060 code for a protein of 961 amino acids. Gene Ontology annotation, biological process: regulation of alternative mRNA splicing, via spliceosome. The record is from RefSeq and is a predicted model, not a curated record. Lineage: Eukaryota; Metazoa; Chordata; Mammalia; Afrosoricida; Tenrecidae. Gene Ontology annotation, cellular component: nucleus.